AUGUCUCAGAUAGCACAAGAAAUGACAGCGAGUUUAAGAAACGCUAGAACACAAUUGGAUAUGGUUGACCAACAAUUAGCAUAUUUGGAUAGACAAGAAAAGCUUGCUGAUCUGACAAAGAAGGAGCUGGGGUCUUACCCAACGGAUAAAGUAUGGAGAUCCUGCGGCAAAUCGUUCAUCUUACAGGAGAAAUCCAAAUAUGUUGAUGAUUUAUCGCACGAUGAAAGUAUUCUUCUAGAUCAAAGGAAAACAUUGAAAAUAAAGAAAAACUACUUGGAAACUACUGUCGAAAAGACGAUAGAUAACCUAAAGGCAUUGAUGAAGAACUAA
Molecule: messenger RNA, 330 nt
Organism: Saccharomyces kudriavzevii IFO 1802
Lineage: Eukaryota; Fungi; Ascomycota; Saccharomycetes; Saccharomycetales; Saccharomycetaceae
Gene: PFD1
Product: prefolding complex chaperone subunit
Exons: 1
Coding region: 1-330 (109 amino acids)
Biological process (GO): protein folding
Cellular component (GO): cytoplasm; prefoldin complex
Molecular function (GO): protein folding chaperone
Source: RefSeq, a predicted model, not a curated record